Messenger RNA from Oldenlandia corymbosa var. corymbosa, 1034 nucleotides. The record is from the annotation of a GenBank genome assembly. Lineage: Eukaryota; Viridiplantae; Streptophyta; Magnoliopsida; Gentianales; Rubiaceae.
GAAGAAUAUGUCGAAAACCCCCCUCCCCCAUGAAGCUACGGAGUACGUACAUGUUUCUUCUUUUUUCACUUCUUUUCCGCAACUAUAAAAAGGCCCCAAAAUCAAUUAUCACAUUUGAAACUACAACUAAGCUACUAUCUACGUUAGAUAUACACUAUCUUAAACAAUCCCAAUUUGAUCAUUCUCUCCAAGUUCCAAAGCUACAGAGCAAUAUUGUGAUGGGGAGGGUUGUGGAACCACUUGCGGUGGGGAGAGUGAUCGGAGAGGUGGUGGAUAACUUCACUCCGACGGUGGCAAUGAGUAUUACUUAUACUAACUGUAACAAGCAAGUUUACAACGGGCACGAGCUGAUGCCGGCUGUCAUUGUUGCUAAGCCCCGGGUGGAUAUUGGCGGGGAAGAUAUGCGUUCUGCUUAUACUCUCAUCAUGACCGACCCGGAUGCUCCAAGCCCCAGUGAUCCUUAUUUAAGGGAACAUCUUCACUGGAUUGUGACUGAUAUUCCAGGAACCACAGAUGCUUCUUUUGGAAGGGAAAUCGUGAGUUAUGAGACGCCGAAGCCGGUCAUCGGGAUCCACCGCUACGUGUUUAUUCUGUUCAAGCAGAGGCGGAGGCAGACCGUGAAACCCCCAGCUUCAAGGGAUGGUUUCAAUACCAGGAGUUUCGCCGAAGAAAAUGACCUGGGAUCACCGGUCGCCGUCGCGUAUUUCAACGCCCAAAGAGAAACUGCCGCCAGAAGAAGAUGAGCCCAAAUGUCAAACCCGCUUAUAUGAUUAUCAGUAUAGUUUGUAGUCAUAUGGACUCAAUAAUUCCGGGGCAGUUGUUGCCCCCCCACGUGCCUACUUAAUGAGCAUUAUUACACUUCAGUCCUAUAUGGUUUGGUUAAUUCCUCUAAAUGAAGAUAAUUUGUAGUAGUUUAGUAGAACUUCCUGUCCAGAUCAUCUUCUUCUUUUUUCUUUUGUGUUUGGGUUGUAAUAAUGAUUCUGGGUUCAUUUCUACUGUUUACUAGACAUUAUUAAAGUAUAUAAUAAUUAAUU